AUGCUUUUUCCAUCAUGCCUUGGUGUAAAAGACAACGUGGCCAUAAGCACAGCAUGGAAAUGCAUGAGAGCUUGGGGGUACGUCCACCGCAAGAACAACCAGGACGUAUAUUAUGAUGGACAUGAAAGACAAGACCUUAUUCAGUAUUGCCAUGCUUGGGCAAUGCGAAUGAUAGGAUACAAACAAUGUCUGUCAGACUUUACUGGGGAAGAUGAAGAAAUUGAGAUGACCCCUCUUCUUUUGGAGAACCAGAAGAAGCUGGUUAUGGUGACCCAUGACGAGUCCACCUUUUAUGCCCAUGAUGAAAAGGUGGACAUGUGGCUUGAAGAAGGUGAAAGCCACAUCCGCAAAAAAGGUCAGGGAAGAUCUCUGAUGGUCAGCGAGUUCCAGUGUGCUUGUCAUGGCUGUUGUAGAUGA
This is a messenger RNA of Phycomyces blakesleeanus NRRL 1555(-), 417 nucleotides long. RefSeq lists its product as hypothetical. The record is from RefSeq and is a predicted model, not a curated record. The transcript has a single exon. Bases 1 to 417 code for a protein of 138 amino acids. NCBI's taxonomy places the organism in Eukaryota, Fungi, Mucoromycota, Mucoromycetes, Mucorales, Phycomycetaceae.